GAUUGUAAAAUCAAAACUUCAAGUGAAUCCCAAACAAAUGAUGUGAAUUUUAUUAAUAUUUUUGUUUAAAUUCCUUUGUAGUAUUUUGCAUAAUGUUAACCACACAAUCGGUGAUAAAAGUAACUUGUAUUGCAAUUCUUUCGGAGGUUUUAUAUCAGUUUUCUAAACGAAUAUAUAAAAAACUCAAAAAGAAAAUCAAGCCGGGUAGCCUUACGUAUUCUUUAAUGCAAGUGUACAAAAGUGAGAAGUCUCUAGAUCAUUUAAAUAAAGUACUUUUUUUCCCAGAUCCUGGUUUAACGUGCAAGCGAACAGCUUUUGGACGUAUUUGUAAAGACCAAACUUGCCGCGCUGUUCAUGAUGAGACAUCCUUGAAUUGCUUGUUGAAUGUGUUAAGAUUUACUAACCAUACACUGGAUGUUUGUGUAUACAUGAUAACUUGUAGUGUAUUAGGUGAUGCAUUAGUUGAAUGCCAAGAAAGAGAUGUCAAAAUCAGAGUGAUAACAGAAAUAAGAAACAGUGGGGAAGAAGGUGAAGUCAUUGGUUCACAGAUUGGAAAAUUAAGAACUGCCGGUAUAUCAGUCCGUUGUCGAUCUUCAUCAUUCUGGAUGCACCACAAAUUUCUAGUGGCAGAUAAUGAGAUCUUAGUAAAUGGUUCCUUCAAUUGGACUAAUCAAGCUGUCAUGGGAAACUAUGAAAAUCUCAUAAUUACAAGUGAAGAAACUCUCGUGAAGCCAUUUAUAACAGAAUUCCAAAGAUUGUGGGAUCAUCUUGGUCCUAAAAAUGGCCUUGAAGAGUAAAGUCUUUCAUUAUGCUUUUUAGUCCUCAUAUUUUUUAUAUAA
Molecule: messenger RNA, 839 nt
Organism: Argiope bruennichi
Lineage: Eukaryota; Metazoa; Arthropoda; Arachnida; Araneae; Araneidae
Gene: zuc
Exons: 2
Coding region: 93-797 (234 amino acids)
Biological process (GO): piRNA processing
Cellular component (GO): mitochondrion
Molecular function (GO): RNA endonuclease activity producing 5'-phosphomonoesters, hydrolytic mechanism
Source: RefSeq, a predicted model, not a curated record